Messenger RNA from Manihot esculenta (cassava), 2394 nucleotides. RefSeq lists its product as uncharacterized. Lineage: Eukaryota; Viridiplantae; Streptophyta; Magnoliopsida; Malpighiales; Euphorbiaceae. The transcript has 6 exons. The record is from RefSeq and is a predicted model, not a curated record. Gene Ontology annotation, molecular function: RNA binding. Gene Ontology annotation, cellular component: nucleolar ribonuclease P complex. The coding region runs from base 80 to 2161 and encodes 693 amino acids. Gene Ontology annotation, biological process: tRNA processing.
UUCCCAAAACUUCUUAAACCCUAGAAAUCCUACUGCUAAACCCCAGACUGGAAACUUUUCUUCUCCGUCUCUGCAAAAGAUGGGGUUCUUCGAUCUCAAUAUACCCUAUGAAACCUCUCAAUCUUCAAAGACCACGCGCAUCAAAGUGGUAAUCAAAGCUAUGGAGCUAGGCUACACUGGGAUCGCUUAUAAUCGCACAAUCAAGGGCGUCAUGUCUGAUCGUGAUCGCUGCUCUAUUACGCCUCUCUCCCUUGCCUCUCUUCUCAAUGUUGCUCCUUCCCUCGCUUCCUCCGUCAAUCUCCACCGCGAACUCCUUGGUAUCCCACGCUCCUCCCCCUUCCGUCAGUACACGCGCUUGACGGUUUCCGUGGAUACUCCUGCUCAGUGUCAGGCGCUUAACAGUGGGAAUCCCAUUUUGAAGACUUAUGAUUUGGUUGCUGUUAGGCCUCUUAAUCAGAGCGCUUUCGAUUAUGCCUGCGAGAAAUCAGAGGUGAAUAUAAUUGCUAUUGAUUUCUCAGAGAAGCUGCCUUUCAGGAUGAAGCUGCCAAUGGUUAAAGCUGCUAUGGAGCGUGGAGUUUGCUUUGAAAUUACUUACUCUGAUCUUAUUCUGGACGUUCAAGUUAGGAGGCAAAUGAUUUCAAAUGCCAAGUUACUGGUGGAAUGGACUCGAGGAAGGAAUCUCAUUUUCUCAAGUGCUGCUCCUUCAGUUAAUGAACUUAGAGGGCCAUGUGAUGUUGCAAAUUUAUCAUCUUUGCUUGGGCUUUCCAUUGAACGUGCUAAAGCAGCUAUUUCCAAGAACUGUAGGAACCUUAUAGCUAAUGCUUUAAGGAAAAAGCACUUUUACAAGGAUGCUAUUAGAGUUGAAUUGAUAACACCUGAUGAAAAAUCUCGCGCGAAGGAACCAUUCUCUAUGGACUGGCUUAAGUGGGAUCCCAUCUCAAGUGGUGAAGGAGAUUUGCAACUAGAGGACAUGGCAAAAUCCUUUGCUGCCACCAUUGGUGUGUCCAAUUCUGUUAAGGCCAUUGAUUUUGAUUCACUUAUUGACAACAUGCCACCUCAUUCUGAAAAGUUUUUGACUGCUAAGGCAGUUGAUGUGCCAUCUGCUGCAACUGGAGUGUCUGGAAAAUAUGGCAGGCGUGAACUUCUUCCAGAAACUGAGGGGAAUGCUUUAUUCAAUUCUCCAUCAAAGAAUCAGACCUUGGAUUAUGGAAGUUCCCAAGAGUUGUGUUUUCCAAAUGACGCUGGAACAAAUUCAACUAUUUUUGAGGAAAUUGGAGCUUCUACUAACACCACUGAGGAAGAGCCAAAAGAUUUGAAUGGAAAUGAUGCAUUAGUUCCUUUCUUUGUAACUCAAAAGCAUGAUUUGCUUUCACAAAAAGACAUCCCUGAUUGUGAAUUAAAUUCUAUGGUACUAAGUGAGGAUAUAAUGCAUCAGCGAUCUGAUGCAGAAGCUGAGUUAACUGAUACUUGUGUUCCUGCUGCUAUAAGAAUAGAAACUUUAUCGGAGAAUGCAAAUUUUCCAGCUCCUCAGAUUAAAAAGUGCAUGAAUUCACAAGGUUCUGAUGCAACUUUAGAUGCAGAAGAUGUUUUGAUGGAUAAAAACAUAGCACAGAUGGGUGUAAUUGAUCAGGAAGAAACACCUGUAAUUGAAAAUAUUUCUGGAAGACAAUAUUGCAAGGAAUCAAAGAAUGAUACUAUUACAUGUGCGGAUCAUGUUCGAUUUCCAUUGGUCUCUAGUAGUAUGAAAACUAAAGAGGCUCCUUCAGUUGCAAAAUGGGAGACCACAGAGGAGGUGGCGAUGGAAGAGCAAGAGGUUAUGGAGACCCAAGAGGAGGUGGGAAUCAAAGAGGAGACCCUAGAGGAGGUGGCAAUGGAAGAGCGAGAGGUUGGAGAGCUUGGCCACAACAAUGAUUUGAAAGCUAAAUAUAACUCUCCUGGUCCACAGUUUAUGCCCUCAGACAAGGUGGCAAUGGAGGAACAAAAGCUUGAAGAAAUUGAUGCUGAGACUAAUAAUCAAGUGCUCUUCCCAUCUUCAUCAGGGAAAUCCAGGGCAAAGCAGAGGUUACUAAGCCAGCCUCUUGUAUUUCCUCUGAGGCGAUUGUUGAAUCCUAUACCUUUCAAAAAGAAAUCCAAAAAAUUUAAACACCAGAUGAACGCAUAACCAAGGCCCCUUCCACCUACAAAUAUUUCAUGUUGAUUGGCGAAAAUGUAAAGUGCGGUUAGUUUAAUGCUAAUUCUUCCAUUUUACAGCAUUUGUUCUUAUGAAAUUAUGUGACAGAUCUUGCAGUUGCAUCUGCAAUUCAAAUUUUGGUCCAAAUGAUUAGGGUGCGUAUUGGAAUUUUUUUUUUUUUACUUAUGAAGAUGAGAAGAUAUAGAAAAAUUUAUGUUAAAUUU